AUGAAAGUUGAGAUCGUCAGAAAGCGUGCUUACUUAGAUAUUUCUAUAGGCGGACUGAAAACUGGGAGAAUCGUUCUAGAACUCUACGACGAUUUGGCACCUAAAGCAUCGAGAAAUUUUAUUGACCUAUGUACAAGUACUUCAACUCGUUGUUAUAAAGGAACAUGCUUCCACAGAGUCAUUAAAAACUUUAUGGUCCAAUCUGGAGAUUGGAUGUACGGAAAGGAUUUACAGAAUUACCCCAAUGAUAAACUUGGUAGCCUAUAUGAAUCGUUUGAUGGUAGUUUGUUUGAAGGUGAAAAUUUAGAAGAACCUAUCAAUGAACCAUUUAAAUUAUGUAUGGCUAAUAAUGGAGAUAAAAACUGUAACGGGUCUCAAUUCUUCAUAAAUACGUUUCCUCAGCCACAUUUGAACGGAAAACACACUGUUUUUGGAAGAGUCUUACAUGGUAAAUCGGUAGUGCGUGAGAUGGAGAGAGUUAAUACAGACUCUAAUAAUUUUCCUGUGAGGGAAGAGAUUAUCUUGAUUGAAGAUUGUGGCGAAUGGGAGGAGGGAAUGGAUGUUCCUAUAUACAAUGCAAGCUAUGACCAAAUUGGGGGAGACAUCUUCGAAGAGUACCCAGAUGACGAUACUCAUAUUGACAAAGAAAGCUCUGAAUCGGUUUACAAGGCUGCAGUCAAGAUAAAGGAAAGUGGAAAUUUAUUACUAAAAGGUGGUGAUAAGAUAAAUGCCUACUUUAAAUAUCGCAAAUGUCUAAGAUAUGUCAUGGAAUAUAUUCCUGAUGAAGAUCAAGAACCCGAGUGGUUUCGCUCCUAUUCGGAGUUGAAGAAAAAAAUCUACUUGAACUUAUCAUUAGUUUGUUUGCAAUUAAAAAAUUAUAAGAAGGGAAUUGAUUAUUCCACAUUUCUACUUGAAACAGAUGGCAUAUCUGAGCAAGAGAGUGCCAAGGCAUACUUCAGAAGAGGAUCAUGCAAUUUACAAAUGAGAAAGUAUGAGAAUGCCAUUGAAGACUUGAAGAAUGCCCAAAAAUUCGCCAAUGGAGAUCACAACAUAGAAGAGAGUCUUAAAAGGGCACAAAAGUCUUUAGAGGAACGUAAUCAGAAAGAAAAAUCAAGAUAUGCUAAGUUUUUUCAAUGA
Molecule: messenger RNA, 1137 nt
Organism: Priceomyces carsonii
Lineage: Eukaryota; Fungi; Ascomycota; Pichiomycetes; Serinales; Debaryomycetaceae
Product: peptidylprolyl isomerase
Exons: 1
Coding region: 1-1137 (378 amino acids)
Biological process (GO): protein peptidyl-prolyl isomerization
Molecular function (GO): peptidyl-prolyl cis-trans isomerase activity; protein binding
Source: RefSeq, a predicted model, not a curated record